GCAAAUUUUACUGUAAUGAAGAAGGCUACUUCUGCUGUGCAACAUGUCACAAAAGAUACAAACGAAAACACGGUUUAUCUCAACAUCAGAGAUUGGAGUGUAACAAGCAACCACAAUUCCUGUGCAAGCUUUGCCCAAAAGCUUUCAAACAGAAAAGCAAUUUGAAGGUUCACAGCCCAGACGAAAGGAAUAAAU
Molecule: messenger RNA, 195 nt
Organism: Acanthoscelides obtectus
Lineage: Eukaryota; Metazoa; Arthropoda; Insecta; Coleoptera; Chrysomelidae
Source: the annotation of a GenBank genome assembly